GAAAGAAUAAAGUAACAAAUACUAAUAAAAGUUGUGAGAUUUAAUUAUCUCUUCGGUAUCGUUAAAAGAAUGCCAGGUGUUACAGAUAUGUCUUUGGAUCACAUGUUUUGUUCUCGCUGUAAAGAUGGCUUUGUAGCACAUGAAAAAAUUGUUAAUUCACGUGGAGAAUUAUGGCAUCAGCAAUGUUUUGUAUGUGCACAAUGCUUUCGACCAUUUCCAGAUGGAAUAUUUUAUGAAUUUGAGGGAUAUAAAUAUUGUGAACAUGAUUUUCAUGUUCUGUUUGCACCUUGUUGUGAAAAAUGUGGAGAAUUUGUUAUCGGACGUGUAAUAAAAGCAAUGAAUGCUAAUUGGCAUCCAGGAUGUUUCCGCUGUGAAGAAUGUAAUGGUGAAUUAGCUGAUGCAGGUUUUAUUAAAUGUCAGGGUAGAGCUUUAUGCCAUACUUGUAAUGCCCGUGUAAAAGCAGGAGCAUUUGGAAAAUAUAUUUGUCAUCAGUGCCAUGGUAUAAUUGACGACAAACCUUUACGUUUUCGUGGAGAAUUAUAUCAUCCCUAUCAUUUCAAUUGUACAGCUUGUGGAAUAGAACUUAAUUCUGAUGCUAGAGAAGUGAAUUCUAGACCAGGUUAUGCAGCUAAUGAAAUGAAUGAGUUGUAUUGUUUGAGAUGUCACGAUAAAAUGGGAAUUCCAAUUUGUGGUGCAUGUAGACGUCCAAUUGAGGAACGUGUAGUUACUGCUUUAGGUAAACACUGGCACGUUGAGCAUUUUGUCUGUGCAAAAUGUGAAAAACCAUUUUUAGGUCACAGACAUUAUGAGAAGAAAGGUCUAGCUUACUGUGAGACACAUUAUCAUCAACUUUUUGGAAAUCUGUGUUUUGUAUGCAAUCAAGUAAUAUCUGGCGAUGUUUUUACAGCUUUAAACAAAGCGUGGUGUGUUCAUCAUUUCGCAUGUGCAUUUUGUGAUCAAAAAAUGAAUCAGAAGACUAAGUUCUUUGAAUUUGACUUGAAACCAGCUUGUAAAAAAUGUUACGAUAAGUUUCCACAGGAAUUGAAAAAGCGCAUGCGUCGUAUGUACGAUUUAAACCCUAAGAGAAUACCAGCUUAAAAACGAAAUGUCAAACUACUUAUGUAAAUUAUUUGAGAUGA
Messenger RNA from Dufourea novaeangliae, 1139 nucleotides. It is a transcript of the gene stck, whose product is annotated as LIM and senescent cell antigen-like-containing domain protein 1. Gene Ontology annotation, cellular component: cytoplasm; focal adhesion; cell-cell junction. Gene Ontology annotation, biological process: positive regulation of integrin-mediated signaling pathway; cell-cell adhesion; positive regulation of substrate adhesion-dependent cell spreading. Lineage: Eukaryota; Metazoa; Arthropoda; Insecta; Hymenoptera; Halictidae. The transcript is spliced from 7 exons. The record is from RefSeq and is a predicted model, not a curated record. The coding region runs from base 70 to 1098 and encodes 342 amino acids.